Molecule: messenger RNA, 672 nt
Organism: Pistacia vera
Lineage: Eukaryota; Viridiplantae; Streptophyta; Magnoliopsida; Sapindales; Anacardiaceae
Cellular component (GO): plastid
Source: RefSeq, a predicted model, not a curated record
UCACCAAAACGCUCUCCAAGAGACACAGUCAUCGACUUCGGCAAGUACAAAGGCAAAAUGCUUGGCACCAUCCCUUCAAUCUACCUCAAAUGGGUCUCCAAGAACCUCCGCGCCAGAGACUUCGAGCACUGGGCAAAACUCGCCGACACGUGCUCAAAGAUCCCGUUAUAAAGAUGACUAGAAUGGGAGUUUGCAGAAAGCGUCUUGAUUGGAAAUAACGUAAAUAAUGUCAAAUUGUCAGGCAAUGAUAAGAAUACUGGUGCAGUUUCUCAGUUGUGGUUGAGUGAAAGGUUUGGCUGGGAUAAUGAAAAUAAGGCUGCUUGGAGUCAGGUUAAUUUUGCUUUGGGGACGAGUAAAGGCGGAAGAAUACCAAGAAUUUUGGACGAUGAAAGUGAAAAAGAUGAGGAGAAAGAGUUGUUUAAAAGAGUGAAGAAAGGAGAAGGAAGAGAGGUCGAGAAUGGAGCGAAAGAGAAGACGGAGAUUAGAAAUGGUGAUAAGAUUGACGGUGAGAGUGAGAGGGAUGAUGAUAAAGAUUUGAGGGUGGAGAUUACCAAUCCAUUUCGACGUGAAGCACUGUUGAAGAAAGUGCUUAAUCGGAAGAAAUUUAUGUAAAUAUGUAACAGUGAUUUGUGAUUUUCUAACUAAAUGUGUCAAUUUGAGGAUGAAAUUUUU